CCGGUAGCUCCCGGAAUAGGACCGUUUCGAGACGGUCGCUUUCAAGUGGGCCUGGGCGCGGGGGGGGGGAAACGGGUCUGUCCUCGGGAACUGCGAGGCUCUGUGCGCACGAGGACUGGGGUCCCGGCCUCGGCUGCUUGGGCGUCCAGGCUUAGCGGGGCCGCGGACACUGACCCUUGCUUAGAACUCAUCCUGUCCCGCAGAGCCUGCUGCGAGUUCCUGCCGUCCCCUGCAGCGGUUUCUUGGAGCCGCUUUCCCAAGCGGAAGUCAGCCUGCGGCUUGGACUCCGGCGGGACCUGCACGGAAGAAUGGCGCUGCCGGGUUCAAGCACUGUCAUCCUAUUGGCCCUGACAAUCAUAGCCAUCACCCAGGCACUGACGCCCACUCACUACCUCACCAAGCAUGACGUGGAGAGACUGAAAGCCUCGCUGGACCGCCCUUUCACAAAUUUGGAAUCUGCCUUCUACUCCAUCGUGGGACUCAGCAGCCUUGGUGCCCAGGUACCAGAUACAAAGAAAGCAUGUAUCUACAUCAAAUCUAACCUUGAUCCCAGCAAUGUGGAUUCCCUCUUCUACGCUGCCCAGGCCAGCCAGGCCCUCUCAGGAUGUGAGAUUUCUAUUUCAAAUGAGACCAAAGACCUGCUUCUGGCAGCUGUCAGUGAGGACUCAUCUGUUACCCAGAUCUACCAUGCAGUUGCUGCUCUCAGUGGCUUUGGCCUUCCCUUGGCAUCCCAAGAAGCGCUCAGUGCCCUUACUGCUCGCCUCAGCAAGGAGGAGACUGUGCUGGCAACGGUCCAGGCUCUGCAGACAGCAUCCCACCUGUCCCAGCAGGCUGACCUGAGGAGCAUCGUGGAGGAGAUUGAGGACCUUGUUGCUCGCCUGGAUGAACUGGGGGGCGUGUACCUCCAGUUUGAAGAAGGACUGGAAACAACAGCAUUAUUUGUAGCUGCCACCUACAAGCUCAUGGAUCAUGUGGGGACCGAGCCAUCCAUUAAGGAGGAUCAGGUCAUCCAGCUGAUGAACGCAAUCUUCAGCAAGAAGAACUUCGAGUCCCUCUCUGAAGCCUUCAGUGUGGCCUCUGCAGCUGCUGUGCUCUCCCAUAAUCGCUACCACGUGCCAGUUGUGGUUGUGCCUGAGGGCUCUGCUUCUGACACUCACGAACAGGCUAUCCUGCAGUUGCAAGUCACCAAUGUUCUGUCUCAGCCUCUGACUCAGGCCUCUGUUAAACUAGAACAUGCUAAAUCUGUUGCUUCCAGAGCCACUGUCCUCCAGAAGACAUCCUUCACCCCUGUAGGGGAUGUUUUUGAACUAAACUUCAUGAACGUCAAAUUUUCCAGUGGUUAUUAUGACUUCCUUGUCAAAGUUGAAGGUGACAACCGUUACAUUGCAAAUACUGUAGAGCUCAGAGUCAAGAUCUCCACUGAAGUUGGCAUCACAAAUGUUGAUCUUUCCACCGUGGAUAAGGAUCAGAGCAUUGCACCCAAAACUACCCGGGUGACCUACCCAGCCAAAGCCACGGGCACAUUCAUCGCAGACAGCCACCAGAACUUCGCCUUGUUCUUCCAGCUGGUAGAUGUGAACACUGGUGCUGAACUCACUCCUCAUCAGACGUUUGUCCGACUCCAUAACCAGAAGACUGGCCAGGAAGUGGUGUUCGUUGCCGAGCCAGACAACAAGAACGUGUACAAGUUUGAACUGGAUACCUCUGAAAGAAAGAUUGAAUUUGAUUCUGCCUCUGGCACCUACACUCUCUACUUAAUCAUUGGAGAUGCCACUUUGAAGAACCCAAUCCUCUGGAAUGUGGCUGAUGUGGUCAUCAAGUUCCCUGAGGAAGAAGCUCCCUCAACUGUCUUGUCCCAGAACCUUUUCACUCCAAAACAGGAAAUUCAGCACCUGUUCCGUGAGCCUGAGAAGAGGCCCCCCACCGUGGUGUCCAAUACAUUCACUGCCUUGAUUCUCUCGCCGUUGCUGCUGCUCUUUGCUCUGUGGAUCCGGAUUGGUGCCAAUGUCUCCAACUUCACUUUCGCUCCAAGCACGAUUAUAUUUCACCUGGGACAUGCUGCUAUGCUGGGGCUCAUGUAUGUCUACUGGACUCAGCUCAACAUGUUCCAGACCUUGAAGUACCUGGCCAUCUUGGGUAGUGUGACGUUUCUGGCUGGCAAUCGGAUGCUGGCCCACCAGGCAGUUAAGAGGAUCGCUGCAGAGCAGAGCAGUAGAUUGGCAAAAUAUAGGACACUACGAUGGGUUUGGAGCCUGCCCUUCUGCAAGACUCCGUCAUCAUCAUCUCAGUCCUCACCCCUGGGAAGAGCUGCCCCUGAAGGAUGGUGUGUGUGUCGGCAGCCCUGCCUCUGCCUGCUGGAGCCUGCUGGAAUCGCUUACUCACAGCAGUCACCUCCUCAGCUGCACAGUGUGUCUAGAUUGUCCUUUUCAUUCAUUGUGGUUCCCAUCCCUCCUUAGAGCCUAGGGAAAGGCAGCGGAGGGGAAAAGAAGAAUACAGGAGAUAGGUUUUUAUCCCCUUUAACAUUUUCUGUGAGCUGAGUCCCAUUUUUGAGAAUGUUUCUAUGUUAGGUUAGAGGCUGCGUGUGACUUGGCAAGGUCCCGGCCACACAGCAGGAAUGUGCAGAUUGGUGUAAUGAAUGGUCAGGAUGUCAUCUUCCAAGCUACAGAAGGGCCACUUGUUGGUUGGCAGAGCUGGAGUCUGGGAGAUUGAGGACAAGCAUUCUUUAAACUUUCCUCUCUGUUCAUCUAGUUGAAAUUUACACUCUGUUUUUGGCCUUGCACUGUGAGAGGUGUGCCUGGAAUUACCUCAUCUCCGUAUGUUGUCACAUACCACUAUCUUAGUUAUUAUCGAGUUUGUUUUGUUGUUUGUAUUUAAGUCGUCAUUAGCUUAAUUAUGAACUAGUUGUCUUACAUUCUUUUGUAAAAUGAGAUGGGGCAUAAAUAGAAUCGGUAAAUGAUUAUUCCCUUAUAAAUGGGAUCUUAUCGCAGGAGAGUACCUUGGUCUCCCUGUUGUCACCAGUUAGGAGCUGUAACAGUGAACUGAAACCGUCAAUAAUUUUGUGUUUGUCUCCAUUUUU
Molecule: messenger RNA, 3076 nt
Organism: Sapajus apella (tufted capuchin)
Lineage: Eukaryota; Metazoa; Chordata; Mammalia; Primates; Cebidae
Gene: RPN2
Product: ribophorin II
Exons: 18
Coding region: 309-2456 (715 amino acids)
Biological process (GO): protein N-linked glycosylation
Cellular component (GO): membrane; oligosaccharyltransferase complex
Source: RefSeq, a predicted model, not a curated record